Messenger RNA from Puntigrus tetrazona (Sumatra barb), 7090 nucleotides. It is a transcript of the gene atp10d, whose product is annotated as ATPase phospholipid transporting 10D. Gene Ontology annotation, molecular function: ATPase-coupled intramembrane lipid carrier activity; magnesium ion binding; ATP hydrolysis activity. Lineage: Eukaryota; Metazoa; Chordata; Actinopteri; Cypriniformes; Cyprinidae. Gene Ontology annotation, biological process: phospholipid translocation. The record is from RefSeq and is a predicted model, not a curated record. The transcript has 21 exons. Gene Ontology annotation, cellular component: plasma membrane. Bases 1957 to 6021 code for a protein of 1354 amino acids.
AAUUUUUUCUUUAGUGUAGUUCAGUUUUUCCAAUGAAAUUUUUAGUAAAUGAGUAUGCAAAAAAUAUGUAUGCAGUAUAUGAAGUUUAGAGCUCAACAGGCUCGUGGAGAAUCAUAUUCUUAAUCUGUCACUGUUUUUGAGCUUUGGGCUUUGGAUAAAAUGUGAUAUCUUCUGAUUUGUUCUGCAUCUUGUGACAGUGGCAUAUUCAAAGGGUCAUACCGUGAAAAAAACGUUUUCUUUUUAUCUUUAGAGAUAAAUGACUUAGUUAAACUCCUAAAACAUACUGUAACUUUUAGCCCAAAUUUCCCACCAGCUUUAAAGACCUUGCAUGUCACUUACAUCUCUCCAAAAACCAUGUAACUAUUAGACAAGACAAAGCGGGAGGAUAGGUGGUGUUAUUCAUAAGCACCCAAAAGCUAACAAAGAGAAGAAGAAAAUGUACAUAGUGUUGUUUCUGGCGCACUGUAUCACCUGCAUCUUGACAUAUCCGUUAGAAGGAUCCCAAGGUUAGAAAGUUCAUACAAACUGAAAGUUUCGACCGAUUUUACUUCCUUAUUGUGACGUACUUCCAAGAAAUACAGCAUUGAAUGAGGACAAUAGAGGGCGUGGCUUGUUUCUUCUACUGCAAUUGAUUGGAUGUAGUAAAGUAGGCAUUUGAUUCAGAAAUGAACACUGACAGUUGGAGGGUGUAGUUAAGGAUGUCAUGCUAAUGCCCAAGCUGUCAAACCGAUGUCUUCAGAAAAGACCCGUCAUUUUGAGACAGUAGGAGAAUUUUCAGAUUUGGAUUAAAAAUUCCGAAGGCAAACUACUUUUCUUUUUUUUUUUGGUGGCAUGGAUGAAUUGUUUACCACAAAAACAGCAACGUACGCUAACAAAAUAAAUAGCCAAUUUUGAUUUCACGCAGAAACUUAACAGCUGUCUAUGGCCUCUUGACCGUCACUUUCUUUCUUUCCGUGCACUGGUUUACUAUGAUGAACAGCCAAUCAGAGGGAUCUCUCUCAUCAUAGUCUCAGACACCAAUUCAGCUGGCUAGAAUUGGCCACCAACGCUGUGGUUUUGUUUUUUGUUUAGUGUUUUAUUUUUUUCUUACCAUAAAAGUGGAACUCUCCACUUUUACUAUCAUUAAAAAGUGAUGGCUGUCGACACAGAUUCACUAACCAAACACUAACAGUUAAUUUCUAAGAAAUAGCAUUGCAUGAUUUCCCUAUUGUGCAAAACUUCCUUCUAAGGACUUUAGCCAUUCAAAUUAAUGAUUUUCUUUUAUUCUUUCUUCAGUUUUCAAUGUAAAGAAUUGCCCAAUAAAGGGUCUAUUUCUAAAACAAUGCCUCAGUAUUUCCUUGAACGUAUAUUUUAAUGAACUCUAGUGUCUUGAUGUGAAACUUCAAAUGUAGUUGUGAAAUUGCCACCCCUUAUAGCCAGUGCUCAUUUCUUGUAAUAAGAGACAGCGCACAUUGCUUUCCCUUUAUCUAUGUUUAACUAUAGCUACUGUAAAACACUUAUAUCCACAACAUGCAAUUAAAAAUAGCCUUGAUAAAGGAAUUCUUAUUGUAUCCAGUCCUCAUUAAGCUUUAUAGUAAUAAUAAUAAUCUUGGUUUCAAAAGUCCAGAGCUCCUUAGAUGAUAAAUAAUAUGUGUUCUGUGUCCGAGAUAAACGUCACACUGCAAACAGGUUGCGUAUUUACCAGCCCUCAGUUUUCCCUGUCAAAAAAACGCUUCUGAGUCAUAAAAAGCUCUACGUCUACUUUGUUUAUGAUGCCUGGGAGUGUUUCCUGGACAAGGAGCGGCCUGGUCUAUAUGUUGUAGAUUAUUACAGGUUUCUGAGCCACACACGCCACUGUUGGGACAAAGGUUUUGAAGAGCAUAAGGCUUCUCAGGUGUCAGAUCUUGCUUGUGUUGAUAUUGGCUGGGACGGAAUCAGAGCCAUGAAUCUGACUAGUGAUGGUGAGACCUGUCGGAUAUGCUUGGGAUAGAGAAUCUGCCUAAAUUGGCUGGACCGUUUUUUAAGGCUGAGCGGAAGAGUCCGGCUGCAAUGAUUCAGCAGUUGGAGCAAGAUCAAGGAGGUGGCAUGGCAAAAGAUCUGGCCAAAAACAGAAGAGUUGUCAUGCCAAGUUGGACUGAACACGAAGAAAUAAAGGAAUUACAGCAGUCGUACAGCAGGAAUAAAGUCCGGACGACCAAGUACACCUUCCUGUCUUUCAUUCCCAAGAACCUUUUCGAGCAGCUUCAUCGUUUCGCUAAUGUAUACUUUGUCUUUUUGGGCGCAUUGAACUUCGUGCCGAUUGUAAAUGCCUUCCAGCCAGAGAUCUCGAUUAUUCCUAUUGUCUUCGUGAUGUCCAUUACUGCUGUUAAAGACCUUUGGGAAGACCAGCGUCGGAGGAAGUCUGACCAAAAGGUCAAUAACCGCUUAUGUGAAGUUUAUGACAGGAAGCAGAAGCAGUAUGUGGAGCGGCGUUGGGCAGAGGUGUGUGUUGGCGAUCUGGUCCGUCUCUGCUGUAAUGAGAUCAUUCCUGCUGACAUGGUGCUGCUGCACUCAUCUGAUCCUAACGGAGUGUGUCACAUUGAGACGGCCAACCUGGAUGGAGAAACCAACCUCAAACAAAGGCAGGUGGUCCGUGACCUUCCACAGCAGGGAUCUGAAUUUGUUCCAGAAAACUACAGCAGUUACAUUGAGUGUGAAAAUCCCAACAAUGACUUGAGACGGUUCAGAGGCUUCAUGGAGCAUCCAGGUAAGGUGCGGGUUGGACUCCACAGUGAAAACCUGCUCCUGAGGAGCUGCACUGUGAGGAACACGGAGACUGUGAUUGGCAUUGUGGUCUAUGCGGGUCAUGAGACAAAAGCAAUGCAGAAUAACAGUGGGCCGCGCUACAAACGAAGUAAACUGGAGCGCAGACUCAAUAUGGACGUCCUCUGGUGUGUCGUUUUACUGCUGCUCAUGUGCCUUAUUGCUGCUGUAGGUCAUGGUUUUUGGUUGAGUGGACUACAGAAUCCCGUUUACAUGAUCCCUGACAACACGCAUCCUGCUCUCGCUGCCUUUUACAUGUUCUGGACCAUGAUCAUUGUUCUGCAGGUGCUGAUUCCCAUCUCCCUCUAUGUGUCCAUAGAGAUUGUGAAGCUGGGACAGAUUUAUUUUAUUCAGAAUGAUUUAGAUCUGUAUAACCCAGUGCUGGACACAGGAGUGCAGUGCAGAGCGUUGAACAUCACAGAAGAUCUUGGACAGAUCCAGUAUCUGUUUUCUGACAAGACGGGAACCCUCACAGAGAACCGCAUGCUGUUCCGCCGCUGCACUGUUGCAGGAACCGAGUACCCUCACCAUGAGAACGCGGUUUCUCUGGAACAGUAUGAGGAGCAGGGCUGUCUCGAUGCAGAUCACUCUCUCACCCUGAGGUCCCGCACUAGCAGGAAGUCACUGAGCUGUAAAUCACUCAGCUGCAACCGGAGUUCAGUGUCCCUCAAUACCCUCACUGCAGAGUCAGACACACACUCUGUCCACGACACACUCCGCAGACACACACCUGGAGCCUUCAGCAGCACCAUGGAGUGUGCCGUGGUUCCAGACCCGCAGCUUCAGGCAAAGCUGAACUCGCUGUCUUCACCCAUGCGUUCUCCUCUCCGACAGCAAGCUGCUGAAAUCUCUCACAUACUCGACUUCUUUCUCGCCCUCACUGUCUGUAACACCGUGGUAGUUUCCUCACCCACUCAGCCAAGACAUGUGGUUCAGAUGCCCGUGGUUCGCACACCCCUGCGCUCUCUAGAGGAGAUAAAGGCUAUGUUUCAGAAGCUGAGUCUGCCUCGCUUUCCCUCAUCACCUAGUCAGAACACAGACACUCCUGCCAGCCUAACCAAAAAACUCUUCACUCGGGGUCGUUCGGCUUCCUACUUCCCUAACAGCAGCCCGCAAACACCCAUCACAAUCCUACAGUCACCCAACACACCCUCCGGCACCCCUUCAGACACCCCCGUCACUCCAGCCCUUUCCAGUGGAGCGUGGAGCGAGGACGUGGAUGACAUGCUGAAGGCCAAAGAUAACUCUAGUGAUGAGUCAGAGAGCGAUGAUGAAGAUGAGGCGCAAGAGUUGCUGUACGAGGCGGAGAGUCCGGAUGAGGCAGCAUUGGUGCAAGCAGCGAAGGCCUAUGGGUGUACUCUGCUUGGCCGGUCCCCAGAGCAAGUCCUUGUAGCUGUUCCAGGCACCGGGCCGCUGUCCAUCCCUCUGCUACACGUUCUGCCAUUUCAUUCUGCUCGCAAGAGGAUGUCUGUUGUGGUGCGCCAUCCGCUCACUGGAGAGGUGGUCGUUUACACUAAAGGAGCUGAUAAUGUCAUUAUGGAGCUGGCUGAAACAGUUGAAGAUGGUUUCUCUAGGGAGAUCAUGGAUCGGACGCAGAGACACCUGGACCAGUAUGCAAGAGAGGGCCUGCGCACUCUCUGUGUAGCUAAAAAAGUAUUGGAAGAGCAGGAAUACAAAGCCUGGCUGAAGACACACGAGUAUGCAGAAACCAGCAUUGAAAACAGAGAAGAGCUUCUGCUCGAAUCUGCAGAGAGACUGGAAACUAAUCUCACAUUACUGGGGGCGACGGGUAUAGUGGACCGCCUGCAGGAGGAGGUGCCUGAGACCAUUGAGGCUCUGCAGGAAGCUGGGAUUAAAGUGUGGGUCCUCACUGGGGACAAACAAGAGACGGCAAUUAAUAUUGCUUUUGCUUGCAAGCUGCUCAGACCUACAGACUGCAUAUUGAUGGCUAACUGUGACAGCAAGGAGACAUGUGAGGCUCGACUUCAUGAGUUACAGCAGGAGAUGGAAAGCAAGGCAAAGGAAGGCGUGUCUGAAGAUGGUAGCUCUGACUGUGUGUUGGUCAUUGACGGCCGUACGCUGGACUACGCUCUGCAGAAGGAGCUACAGGGGUCGUUCCUGGAGCUCACGUGCCGCUGUCGCUCAGUCAUAUGCUGCAGAUCCACUCCUCUGCAGAAGAGCCAGGUGGUGCGGCUCGUCAGAGACAAGCUGAAGGUCAUGACCCUGGCUAUAGGUGAUGGAGCCAAUGAUGUCAGUAUGAUUCAAAUGGCAGAUGUCGGCAUCGGCAUUUCAGGCCAGGAGGGCAUGCAGGCAGUGAUGUCCAGCGACUUUGCUAUUUCUAGAUUUAAGUUCCUGAGAAAGCUCAUUUUGGUGCAUGGUCAUUGGUGUUACACUCGAUUGGCUAACAUGAUCCUCUAUUUCUUCUACAAGAACGUGAUGUACGUGAACCUUUUGUUCUGGUACCAGUUCUUCUGUGGAUUUUCAGGCAGCACAAUGACCAACUCAUGGGUUUUAAUCUUCUUCAACCUGCUCUUCACCUCCGUCCCUCCAAUCAUAUACGGCGUGCUGGACAAAGAUGUGUCCAGCGAGACGCUCCUCGACCUGCCUGAUCUAUACAAGUCUGGACAAAACUCUCAGGCCUAUCUUCCGUCAACAUUCUGGAUGAAUAUUCUUGAUGCGUUUUACCAAAGUCUAGUGUGUUUCUUCAUACCUUACUUUGCAUAUGCAGGGUCUGAUAUAGGGGUAUUUUCCUUUGGCUCUCCAAUCAAUGGCUCCGCUCUCCUCAUCAUCCUCUUGCAUCAGCUCAUCGAGAGCCGCACAGUGACAUGGAUACAUACUGCAUUGCUGCUCUUCAGUGCUUUGUUCUAUUACGCCUUUGUUCUCUUGUUCAGCCUUACCUGUGUGACAUGCAAUUCUCCCACAAACCCCUUGGGCAUUGAGACAAAAAUUAUGUCUCAGCCACUCUACUACCUAGUAUGUGGAUUUACCACAGUCCUGGCCCUGCUACCUAGGAUCCUGUGUCGUGCCUUUUGUAACACCAUCUGUCCAUCUGACCUGGUGAGAGCACAGAAAAUGGAGAGACUCUCAGCACAAGACUACUCCAUGAGUUUACAGCAGUGGAAGCAUAACAGAGUUUCUCAAAGACUGUCCUCCAGACGCGUCCCUCAGAACCUCAGUGUGAACGCAGACAUGCCCCAUUUAACAGACUGUAUCGCUGAAGCCGGCGCUGUUCUCUCAUGACCAAUGGGGAAGUGGCCCGUGACCGUAUAUUCUUGCACUUUAAUAAUCGGCAGAUACUCUGACCAGUCGGACAACAAAAAUCUGUCUUUUCUCUGCCCAGUAAGUGUUUUCACAGUGAUGUACAGUACCUGGGCUCUGUGGAGCAAACUCAUUCCCGUCCGGUGAGCGCAGGAUAGACUUGGAAACUUGCUUUUGUAGAGAAUCGUUUACAUUUCACAAGGCUGUGCCUGUGAUAUUUUGUAAUUACACAUGCACUCCAGAAUUACGCAAGAACCUCAGAGUUGUGAGGACGAAUUGUGGGUCGGGACGUGGCUGGUGUUUGCCAAAAUGAUGUGGCUACUUUGCUCCUACUUUAAUGCAAUACUCCAUUUUUGAGGGUAAAAGAAAUUCAGAACUUCACAUCUGCAUCUGCAUAGACCAUGAGAAAAUGAGCUUGCACAAACUAACACAAAUUCCCACAGUCGUAUUUAUUUUAGCACACCGCAACUGAUACCCUUUGAGACUAUAGGAAUGAUCUUUUUUGUUUUCCUGGUAAUCUCUUAAUAAUUCGGAGAGAUGCUGUGUCUUGAUCGUGGAGGAGUUCAGUACCAUGAGGCCUUUACAUUAAAUGAACAUUCCCUGCCCAGGAAUAAAAUGAGGUGAACAUAAACGGAAGCUAAUGUAUUCGUGACCCGAGGUCCUUGAUGUCCAUCUGUGUAUUCAAUCUCACAGUGAACGUGCUGACUGCAUGUGUUACAAGUGGACAAGUCCAGUAUUUCAUGAUGAACGCUAGAUUGCUUUUUAUACUUCAAUGCAAUUUUAUUUUCAUUGCAAAAGUGAAUGCUUGAAUUUUGAAAAUGUGAAUUAAUAAUCCAGGAUGAUCUUCUAAGAUGAUUUUGAGUCACUGACUAGAAAACAUUAUUUAUAGUCAUUAUUUAGCAUCUCAUGUGAGCCAUUUGUAAAUUUGCAAUAAAAUACACAAAGCGUUAAAACGCGACUACUGCUUGAAUAUGAACGCAUACGCAACAGUUAUAAACAACAGAGGAAAGAUGUUCAGGCUGCAAAAUAAAAGUCUUUAUUUUAAGGUUCA